Molecule: messenger RNA, 396 nt
Organism: Eimeria mitis
Lineage: Eukaryota; Apicomplexa; Conoidasida; Eucoccidiorida; Eimeriidae
Exons: 1
Coding region: 1-396 (131 amino acids)
Source: RefSeq, a predicted model, not a curated record
AUGCGGCCCCCCCGGGGGGCCCCCCGGGGCCCCCCCCAGCAGCAGUUUGUGGGGCCCCCGGGGGCCCCCCAGCUGCGGUGUACAGGCAGCUACCCUGCAGCAGCAACAGCUCCCCCUCUGCUGCAGCACCUGCAGCAGCUGCUGCAACCAAGCGCGCAGCAACAGCAGCAACAGCAGCAACAGCAGCAGCAGCAACAGCAGCAACAGCAGCAACAGCAGCAGCACCACCGCCAGAGGUACCAGCAGCAGCAACAGCACCACCACCACCACCACCACAAUCACAAUCAUCAGCAACAGCAGAAGCAGCAGCAUCACCAGCAGCAGCAGAAGCAGCAUCACCAGCAGCAGCAGCAGCAGCAGCAGCAGCAGCAGCAGCAGAGCAUCCCCGCAGUGUAA